Molecule: messenger RNA, 1287 nt
Organism: Lycium barbarum (goji berry)
Lineage: Eukaryota; Viridiplantae; Streptophyta; Magnoliopsida; Solanales; Solanaceae
Product: small ribosomal subunit protein eS21y-like
Exons: 4
Coding region: 402-983 (193 amino acids)
Biological process (GO): endonucleolytic cleavage in ITS1 to separate SSU-rRNA from 5.8S rRNA and LSU-rRNA from tricistronic rRNA transcript (SSU-rRNA, 5.8S rRNA, LSU-rRNA); translation; endonucleolytic cleavage to generate mature 3'-end of SSU-rRNA from (SSU-rRNA, 5.8S rRNA, LSU-rRNA)
Cellular component (GO): cytosolic small ribosomal subunit; ribosome
Molecular function (GO): structural constituent of ribosome
Source: RefSeq, a predicted model, not a curated record
AUGUUUCCCACACUGAGCCCGGGCCAGGAUAUGUUCUCAAGCGUCUUCCACUGCAUUGUUCGCCGUGCCUCAAUGUGAGGGGGCAGGUAUAUAUGUACAUGGGUUGUGGAGUAUGCUGUGCCAUGUACACUAUUCUGAUAUGAUAUGAUAUGAUCUGAUAUGGCCAUUUGAUAUGUUAUGCUAUGUUACGGGGUCAUUCCCCUUUUCUGAUCCUUAUGUGUUGUGGCACCAGCGUCGGGGGGUGGCCACGUUCUGUCUUCCGAGUCCCUUGGCACGGGUCGGAUAUGAUAUGGCAUAUGUUUCUGUACACACUCCUCAUGUUUUGAAAAUAUGCAUUUGAUACUCUGGACAUCACACUCACUUUUCUGUACGUUCUGUUUCGGUUAUGAUUUUGUUCCGUAAUGGGACCAGGUAUGACCUAUGUUUUCUGCAAAUACUAUUUAUGCUUUAUGAUCAGUAUUUUGCUACUCUGGCUAUUCCGUUCAUCUUCUGUAUCUUCUGCUUCGAUUAUGACUUGUUUACUACGUUUUGUGCUUUACAUACUCAGUACAUACUUCGUACUGACCCCCUUUCUUCGGGGGCUGCGUUUUCAUGCCGCGCAGGUACUAACGACAGAUUUGCUGACCCGCCUGUCUAGGACAUCUAUUCUGCUAUUCUGGAGCGCUCUUUUGUCCAGAGCCUAUACCUUGGAGCUUUCCACUUCUAAAGUCCAUUUGUGUAAAGCCAUUGUCAAUAUGCAGAACGACGAGGGACAAAACAUGGACCUUUACAUCCCCAGGAAGUGCUCUGCCACUAAUAGGCUGAUCACUUCCAAGGAUCAUGCAUCUGUCCAGCUUAACGUUGGGCAUUUGGAUGAGUUUGGCCGAUACACUGGCCAGUUCACCACUUAUGCUCUCUGUGGAUUUAUCAGUGCCCAGGGAGACGCCGAUAGUGCUCUUGAUAGGCUGUGGCAGAAGAAGAAAGCUGAAGUUGGACAACGAUGAGAGUUUUCUGUCCGCUGUUACCAUUCUAAAAAAAUGAGUGUCUUCUAUAUUAUUUUUGUAUUACCAGCAGUUCUUUGUUGGUUUUAGUGGCUUGUUCUGUUUUAUGGUUAAAGUUCAUUAUCAGACAAAUGGAACUUGCUUUUUAGUAUUUUAGUACAGUAACUCGAUUUUCUACUGUUAAAGGAAUAUUUUGGAGAUUGGGAACAAUAUGUGAGCUGUUUUAAUCAUUUAGCUUUGCUUCAUGAGCCAUUUCUUUCAGUUGCUAUUUACUUGGCAACAAACUUGUGUUCUCUGGAACUGGCUC